AUGACUGAGCUACAAGAAAGUCAACCAGUGAAACUCACAAUCACCCAUUAUCGCAAGCCAGAACACACCCACGAAGCCUUCAUCAAAUGGAUAACUGAUGAACAUGUCCCGCUCGCUAUACCCAUCUUCCAAAAGCACGGAGUGAUCGAGUACACACUGUUCGUUACCCCACCACCUCUCAACGACUCAAUGAGAGAGAGCCUUGCCGAGUAUCAACCAAAUUGGCAAAUCGCGGACUUUGACUGCUUCAUCGAGUAUCAAUUCCCCAGCAUGGAUGCUAUUGGUGCGUUCAUGACAGAUCCUGAGUGGGCGGAAGUAUUGAAAGACCAGGUGGACUGGGUUGAUAUUCCAAAGGCAUUAGUAUCUUUUGGACAUUCUACUUCCUACAUAUUAAAUGGAAGGCCCGUGAAUGUGCCAAAAUGA
Messenger RNA from Penicillium angulare, 423 nucleotides. RefSeq names its product EthD domain-containing protein. Bases 1 to 423 code for a protein of 140 amino acids. Gene Ontology annotation, molecular function: oxidoreductase activity. The transcript has 2 exons. Lineage: Eukaryota; Fungi; Ascomycota; Eurotiomycetes; Eurotiales; Aspergillaceae. The record is from RefSeq and is a predicted model, not a curated record.